GGUACGGAGUAGUGUAUGAUAAAUUUUAAAGGCGUGUGUCGGGACCGCUCACUUGAUUUUGUCUGACAGUGUCUGACAGUGAUCUAUCAACCUGACUCACAGGGCCAAGAGCUCAGCAGCUUAUUAAACUGCGCAAGAGAAGAAGCCGUAAAAAGUUUUCUCGGUCAAGAUGUCAAACUCGGGAGGUCGGAGACUGAAGCAGUGGUUGAUGGAACAGAUCCAAAGUGGCCAGUACUCCGGUCUCCAGUGGGAGGAUGAAAGCCGCACUAUGUUCCGAAUUCCGUGGAAGCAUGCAGGGAAACAGGAUUACAAUCAAGAAGUUGACGCAUCGAUUUUUAAGGCCUGGGCUGUGUUUAAAGGCAAGUUUAAGGAGGGGGACAAGGCUGAGCCUGCAACAUGGAAGACCAGACUACGCUGUGCCCUGAAUAAAAGUCCUGACUUUGAGGAGGUGACCGAGAGGUCACAGCUGGACAUCUCUGAGCCCUAUAAAGUUUACCGCAUUGUGCCUGAAGAGGAGCAGAAGCAUGGCAAAAGCUCGGUGAUGGCCAUGCCUGUUACCGCCAGCUCUGGUGACAUGACGGACAUGGACUGCAGCCCUACAGAAAUAGAAGAGUUCAUUAAAGAGGAGGAAGGCUGUAGCAUCCAGGCCAGCCCAGAGUAUUGGUCUCAGAGCAGCAUCAGUGCUUUCCCAUUGCAUCAGGACCCUUUGCCUUCAGGCACUCACAGUUCAGCUUCCUCUCAAAUGAUGAUCAGUUUCUAUUAUGGAGGAAAGCUGAUGUACAACACGCUGGUAAGCCAUCCUGAAGGCUGCCGGAUUUCACCACAGCAGCACAUGGGUCGUGGCGCCCUCUACAGUUCAGACACCAUGCAGAGUGUUCAUUUCCCCCCGGCUGAGCUCAUUGAGUACGACCGCCAGCGCUAUGUCACUCGCAAGCUUCUGGGCCACCUGGAGAGAGGUGUACUGGUCCGUGCAAACCAAGAGGGCAUCUUCAUCAAGAGGCUUUGCCAGAGCCGCGUCUUUUGGAGCGGACUGGGUGAAGUCGGCUCACAGUACAGCUCUGUGCCUGGCAAACUCGAGAGGGAUGCUGUAGUCAAGAUUUUUGACACAGGACGAUUUCUUCAAGCUCUCCAGCUCUACCAGGAAGGUCAGAUUCCUGCUCCUGAUCCAACAGUGACCCUGUGUUUUGGAGAGGAGCUCAAUGACCACAGCAGCGCCAAGAGCAAACUGAUCAUUGUGCAGAUCACAGUGAUGAACUGCCAGCACCUGCUGGAGAAAAUGAACAUGCGUCGCUCCCAGCCUUAUUGCAACAACCCAAACCUGGAGAUGUUUGAUGAUGCGGCCACUGACCAGAUGGCUCGGAUCUAUCAGGACUUGUGCAGCUACAAUGGCCCCCAGAGGCAAGCCUGCUACAGGGAAAACAUGCCCAUCACGGCUUGAACUGUGAGCAGUGAAACCCGACAGGAGCUCUUCUGUGUGUAUGAGACUGAGUGACUGAAAACAUGUAAAGGACAUUCCUUUUUUUUUUCUGACACAUGCCAAUCAGGUGAAAUGACAUAAAAGGAGAAAGAGCUCUCCUCUUCUUUCCCAGUGAGACUUUUAAGCUGAAUGUUGGUAUCUAUAGGUAGAAUAAUGUUUAUUAUUUUAUACAUCCAGGGCUAACCAGGGCAAAUGUAUAUCAUAUAUUACACGCACGUCAAAAAAAGCCUCUCUUCAGUGUAUCAGUAAAUGGAUAUGUGCCAGUAGUUUAGUUCUCAAAGCUAAAUUUGAACUUUGAUCUUUACUUCCAUCUUUUUUUAAGUGUUUUUUUUUUCUUUCAACUCAGUUUACUGUGUGGGGAUGAUUUGAAGAAACAAACCAAAUGUACAUUGCAUUUCUUUUUAUAUGAGUUGGUAAAAGUUGCAAACAAUUUUCGGUGCUAUGUAGCAUUAUAUUACAGAUAGGUUUUACUAUCAUGCUGUUUUGAUAUUGCCAAUUUUUUAAUCUUUUUUGUAAACUGAUUUUCAAAUAAAACCUUUUAAAUGUA
Molecule: messenger RNA, 2024 nt
Organism: Mugil cephalus (flathead mullet)
Lineage: Eukaryota; Metazoa; Chordata; Actinopteri; Mugiliformes; Mugilidae
Gene: irf8
Product: interferon regulatory factor 8
Exons: 9
Coding region: 170-1438 (422 amino acids)
Biological process (GO): regulation of transcription by RNA polymerase II; immune system process
Cellular component (GO): nucleus
Molecular function (GO): protein binding; DNA-binding transcription factor activity, RNA polymerase II-specific; RNA polymerase II cis-regulatory region sequence-specific DNA binding
Source: RefSeq, a predicted model, not a curated record